AAAAAAAUAAGGGGGAGGGGCGGAGGAGGUAGCCGAAGAAUGAGACUCGGCGCCAUCUGGACAGAAAAUCCAGGAGCCCCACAUCAGUCAUCAGCAGCCGAAGAACAAGAAGAAGAAGAUGGGAAAUUGUGGCACUAGAGAGGAAUCUCCUGUUGUUUCCAAUGCUCACCAUCAAGUUCAGCAGCUCCAGAUGUUAUCCGUGGCCGGAAGAAAUCCAGGUCCUGAGAGGAAACACAGUCGUUCCACUUCAGAUCUGAGCGAUCCUUCGACCCCACGCACCUUUGAGGACUCCAGGAAGAACGCCGUGCUCUAUACCCAUGUCAUCGCCUUCACCCUAUUCGAACUCGAGACCAUCACCAAGAGCUUCCGCUCUGACUACAUUCUUGGCGAGGGCGGUUUUGGAACCGUCUACAAGGGCUACAUUGACGAAAAUGUGAGGGUUGGCCUCAAAUCUCUCCCCGUUGCUGUCAAGGUCCUCAACAAGGAGGGUCUUCAGGGCCACCGCGAAUGGCUUACGGAGGUGAACUUUCUGGGGCAGCUCAGGCAUCCUAAUCUGGUGAAGCUGAUUGGAUACUGCUGCGAGGAUGAUCACAGGUUACUUGUGUAUGAGUUUAUGUUCCGAGGAAGCCUAGAGAAUCACUUGUUCCGAAGUAUGCAUCCUAGUCUUUUCUCGCUUGUUUGCUUUGUUCAAUGCUUCCUUUUGAUGCUUCCAUCAUAUUUUUCAGACUGUUUAUCAGACAAGACAACAGCUUGCAUGUGCUACCUUUUUUAUUGAGGGAGCUAGUUCUUUUCAAGAUUACAAUGUCAAUAUAGUCCAAUAGUUAGAAGCUUCGUGGUCUUGCUAAUUGAAUCUUGUGUGGUAAUUUUUC
This is a messenger RNA of Ilex paraguariensis (yerba mate), 869 nucleotides long. The record is from the annotation of a GenBank genome assembly. Lineage: Eukaryota; Viridiplantae; Streptophyta; Magnoliopsida; Aquifoliales; Aquifoliaceae.